AUGAUUCCACCACAACGCAAAAGCGACCCGAAUCAGGCCGUCAACUCCAAGAAGCGCAAACGGAUCGCCCGCACGAGCCGCGAGACGAGUUGCGAAAGCUGUGAGUCGGGCAUGUCAGCUCCGGCGGAAAGGCGGAGGGGUCCCGCAACCCGCGGCUCGUUGAGGGUUGUCGACGAAUUGGGCCACUAACUUCUGUGCGGGAUCGCUGUGGGCCUUGAUCACAGGCCGGCGUCGAAAGCUCAAGUGUACAUCCGGUGAGCCAUUGUUGACCUGGAGGCACAUCAGUUGCCAGGUGCACCAUCCCCUCGUCGUUCCGCGGAGCACUGACAAUGCGCAUGGCGUCCUUGCCACACCCCUAUCGCUUCCCCAGCCCGACCCGCUUGCUCGAUUUGCCUUCAUUCGGCACAGCUCCAUGGCCUCGACCCCAUUGAUGCGAUCUGUCACUACUCUGUGGGGUCUAUUCAUACCAUCGAUUACGAUCGAACCGUCGACCAAAUGCUCAAGAAAGGGUGUUGCGUCGUCGAUCGAGGAUUGAAGCAGCAGCUUGCGGACGCUAUCUCGCAACUGACCGACAAACAAAGACGUGGCGAGCUUGAUCUCGUACUGCGCAGAAAGAGGAAGGCACUGGAUGAAACUUUGAGUAGGCCCGAUACGAAUCAUUUCUCCUGAUCGGGAAGAGAUAUCAAGCGAACAGCUUACGUGCCCUAAUCGUUUACCCACCAGGCUCGUCUAAACUUCAGGAGAGCUGCGCAUCCGAGACCCCCCUCAGGCACAUCACCGCAUCUCGUCGGUCAACGCGUUUUUUUGCACGUCCUGAUCUUGGAUUGAUAACGUCGAGCGAACAGGUUCGCACUCCAUGCAAAUCGAGUCCAAGUCCGCCUCAGGAUCAUCCACCGCCUGUCUCAUCGCCCGGCUCGUCGUCUCCUCUCUCGUCACUCGUGGCCGACACUCCACUCCACACCGAAGAGAGGUAUCCCAAGGGCCACGAAGAGGCAAUCCAGGGCAUUUCAGAAGAACCUAAUCUCCCCGAGAGCAAGAUUGAACCGGCAGAUCAUCUCAGCACUUCACUGAUGCAUGCAUCGGUGCUUACUCCAGCACCGCUUUCCCCGCCCAGUGUUGCAUCGCCGUCGCCGUCGAAGAGUGACUUGGGCCAACCACCAACAGUCGGCUCGGUCAUCGCGACGCUGGACUCGACACGAGUGAAACGGCUGGAAGAUACCGUCUGCAAGAUCGAGGAUUCGUUGGCCAUUACGCUUACGACCGAGUUCCCCAGCCUGGGCGGCUCGUCAGAGACCAAGGCCGAGAACGACCUCGAUCGGCUGUGGGCGCCCCCGCUCUUGCUUUCGGAGGACUUCUGGCUUCCGGGACCUCUACGAAAGGAAGAACUGUGGGGAUGGAGGGUAAUAGAAGCGUAUGGCAUGACCCUGUAA
Messenger RNA from Microbotryum saponariae, 1430 nucleotides. The record is from the annotation of a GenBank genome assembly. Lineage: Eukaryota; Fungi; Basidiomycota; Microbotryomycetes; Microbotryales; Microbotryaceae.